Messenger RNA from Daucus carota subsp. sativus, 1645 nucleotides. Its product is annotated as autophagy-related protein 18d. Gene Ontology annotation, cellular component: phagophore assembly site membrane; cytosol; extrinsic component of membrane. Gene Ontology annotation, molecular function: protein binding; phosphatidylinositol-3-phosphate binding; phosphatidylinositol-3,5-bisphosphate binding. Gene Ontology annotation, biological process: protein localization to phagophore assembly site; autophagy of mitochondrion; nucleophagy. NCBI's taxonomy places the organism in Eukaryota, Viridiplantae, Streptophyta, Magnoliopsida, Apiales, Apiaceae. Bases 199 to 1434 code for a protein of 411 amino acids. The transcript has 5 exons. The record is from RefSeq and is a predicted model, not a curated record.
AACUUUCAAAUAGGAAAAGAGAAGAUACAUGAAAAAUUAAAAAAGAAAGAAUAGAAGACUCACCUCAUAUCUUUGCUUUAUAUUGCGUAUAUAUGGCGGACGGCCCGUUUACGCGUCAACGAUCCAAGGAGGCUGACAGAGAGAAGCAGUAGUGUUUGUAUCUGAUUUUUAACGGCGGUGACUAUUACUUUGUUUGCAAUGAGUUCAACUGUCUCACCAUCUCGCGGAUUUCUUCCAUCACAAGGGCAUGGAAAUUACGAUUCCUCAGUAGCUGAGGUUUUCGGUCCUUUUAGCAAUGUAGAGACAGAUGGUAGCAACAAUGAUGAAACAGAAUUACUUUAUGCCUCGUGGAAUCAGGAUUAUGGCUGCUUUGCUGCCGGAACAAGUCGUGGAUUUCGUAUAUACAAUUGUGAUCCUUUCAAAGAAACUUUUAGGCGGGAUCACAAAAGUGGAGGAUUUGGUAUCGUGGAGAUGCUAUUUCGGUGCAAUAUUCUGGCACUUGUUGGUGGGAAAGCAAAUACACAAUACCCUCCUAAUAAAGUUAUAAUCUGGGAUGAUCACCAGAGCCGGUGCAUAGGGGAGUUUUCAUUUAGAUCUGAGGUUCGUGCAGUUAAAUUAAGACGGGAUCGUGUUGUUGUGGUACUUGAGCACAAAAUUUAUGUUUAUAACUUUAUGGAUCUGAAACUUCUUCAUCAAAUUGAGACCGUGGCAAACCCCAAGGGACUUUGUUGCCUUUCCCACCAAAUGAAUACGUCUGUGUUGGCUUGUCCUGGCAUUAGACGAGGACAGGUCCGGGUUGAACAUUUUGGCCUACAUAUGACCAAAGUGAUUCAGGCACAUGAUGCUCAGAUAGCAUGUAUAACUAUGACGAUGGAUGGGCUUAUUCUGGCAACUGCAAGUACAAAAGGAACAUUAAUAAGGAUUUUCAACACGAUGGAUGGGACUAGGCUACAAGAGGUACGAAGGGGGGUGGACAGAGCAGAUAUAUACAGUAUUGCUCUCUCUUUAAAUGUCCAGUGGCUGGCUGUUUCAAGUGACAAAGGUACUAUUCAUAUAUUCAGUCUUCGAGUACGAGGUGCGGGAGAGGACCCAUCUUUUCAAUCUAGUCCUGUCAAAAGUACAUCAUUCCUUCACCAGAAUUCAUCAUCUUCACUUGAUGCCCUCAUAUCUCCGAGUGCAGGAGAAAAUCCUGGUUCAUCAUUGUCGUUCAUGAAAGGGGUCUUGCCAAAAUACUUUAGCUCUGAAUGGUCAUUUGCUCGGUUCCACAUACCCGAGUGUACACAGUUUAUUGCUGCAUUUGGAUCUCAGAACACACUUGUUAUCGUUGGCAUGGAUGGGAGCUUCUACAGGUGCAGUUUUGACCCUGUGAACGGAGGGGAGAUGGUCCAACAGGAAUACGUCCGAUUCUUGAAGAAUGAAAGCAGGCAGAGAUGAGGCUAGUGUGAUGUCGUCCAAGCUCUAUUCAUGUCUUCUGCUGUAAAUACGACUCAAGCUUGCUAAGAAAUGUAAAUAUUGUUCAUCCUUGCAUAUUCUACAUCAACAUUUAAUUGGUUUUAUUAUUUCAGUUGUCGGAAUAUGAUGUUCAGCCCAACAACAGGGAUGUGGUUAUUGAUGGAAAGGAAAAUAAAACGUUUAAUUAUAGGCU